Messenger RNA from Closterium sp. Yama58-4, 2043 nucleotides. The record is from the annotation of a GenBank genome assembly. NCBI's taxonomy places the organism in Eukaryota, Viridiplantae, Streptophyta, Zygnematophyceae, Desmidiales, Closteriaceae.
AUGCCACCACGUUCCUCUGCUGCAGCGUUCUCAUCUUUUCAAUCUCCAUUGCUUCUUCAAGACGUGGCGAAUCGCAAGCUCCACGUCAUCAACAUCCACUUGGCAGACCUUGUUGCGUACGGCGGGGGCAGCAACGACGAGUUUGUGGCGCGCAUCUACGGCAAUGCGCGGCGCUACAUCACGCUGUUCGCCGAGGCUGCAGACGACCUCAUGCCGGAGCCAUCGCUGGCAGCGAGUGGGGAGGAGAGGGAGGAGGACGUGUACGACGUGCUCAUGCGGCAGAGGGCGGAGCAGCACACGGAGAACCUCGCUCAGGGCGACGCUGCUGUGGCCGCUGUCGACCCGCUCUUCCAGCUGCCCGCCCUGCUGCGCCGCCGCUUCGACGUGCACUUGGUGCCGGAGCCGAAGCGCAAGGCGCAGGCGAUACGGGAGGUGGGGGCAGGGCAGAUAGGGCGCCUGGUGGUGGUGAAGGGCAUCGUCACACGCUGCACAGAUGUGAAACCGCUGCUGCAGGUCGCCACGUACACAUGUGAUGAGUGUGGCUUCGAGAUCUACCAGGCGCGCAUACAGGAGCUGGCAGAGCAGGUGCCCAAGGGGCAUGUGCCGCGCGCAAUGACAGUGCAGAUCCGGGGCGACCUCACUCGCCAGGUAUCACCGGGGGACGUGGUUAGUGUGGCGGGGGUGUUCCUACCGGUGCCGUUCGUGGGCUUUAAGGCCAUGCGGGCAGGCCUCACGGCCGACACAUACCUGGAGGCCAUGUCGUUCCACCACUUCAAAAAACGCUUUUCCGAGUACGCGAGUGAGCAGACGCCAGAGGAGGCAGCGGCGGUGCAGCAGCUGGCAGCGCAGGGCAGCAGCGACGUGUUCAGCCGCCUGGCGCGGUCCAUCGCUCCCGAGAUCUAUGGGCACGAUGACGUGAAGAAGGUGCUGCUGCUGCUGCUCGUGGGCGCGCCCACCCGCACCCUGCCCGAUGGCAUGAAGAUCCGCGGGGACAUGCACGUGUGUCUGAUGGGCGACCCCGGGGUGGCCAAGAGCCAGCUGCUGAAGCACAUCAUCACCGUGGCGCCGCGCGGCGUGUACACCACGGGCAAGGGCAGCAGCGGCGUGGGGCUCACUGCUGCUGUCACGCGCGACACCGUCACUGGCGAGAUGGUGCUGGAGGGCGGCGCUCUGGUGCUAGCGGACAUGGGCAUCUGUGCCAUCGACGAGUUCGACAAGAUGGAUGAGAACGACCGCACCGCCAUCCAUGAGGUGAUGGAGCAGCAGACGGUGAGCAUCGCCAAGGCGGGCAUCACCACGUCCCUCAAUGCUCGCACCGCUGUGCUCGCUGCUGCCAACCCCGCCUGGGGGCGCUACGACAUGAGGAGGACGCCAGCGGAGAACAUCAACCUGCCGCCCGCACUGCUCUCCAGAUUCGAUAUCCUCUGGCUCAUGCUCGACCGUGCUGACGUGGACGCUGAUCUGGCGCUCGCCCGCCACGUGCUGCACGUGCACCAGCACUCCGUGCCGCCCGCUCUUGACUUUGACCCCGUUGACCCAACUCUGCUCAGAAACUUCAUAGCCACGGCGCGGACGUACUCACCGAGUGUGCCGGAGGAGCUCACGGACUUCAUAGCGUCGGCCUAUGCGGGGCUAAGGCAGGAGGAGGCGGCCAGCGAUGCCCCGCACACCUACACCACCGCGCGCACCCUGCUCUCCAUCCUGCGCCUCGCUGAGGCUCGGGCGAGGCUGCGGCUGGCGGGGGCGGUGGCGCAGAGCGAUGUGGAGGAGGCGCUGAGGCUGAUGCACGGGUCCAAGGCGUCGCUGCAGACGGAGGCCCGGCAGCGCGCAGGGCUGGACGCCAUCUCCGCCGUCUACUCCAUCGUGCGCGACGAGGCUGCUCGCGCGCGCUGCACCGUGGUGUCGUACUCCGACGCCCUCAACUGGAUCACCCGCAAAGGUCACAGCGAGGCGGAGUUGAGGGAGUGUUUGGAGGACUAUGCCGAGCUCAAUGUGUGGCAGAUUGAUCAGGACUCCCUCACCAUCCGCUUCAUUGGCUCAUGA